AUGUUAACUGGGAGGUAUCCAUGGGAUUUCACACCGGGCACCGUAUUUGACGUUCGGGACCUGUUAACUGCCCUGCUUGCUUCAAGAAUUCCUGCCAUUCCUGGUUGGUUAUCAAAAGAGGUUAAAGAUUUCUUGCAAUGUUGCUUUAUGUGGAACACUUCAGAGAGGUUUACUGCUGCCAUGCUCUUGAACCACCCAUUUGUGACUAAACUGGAUAAUGGGGUUAGAGAGGUUAAACCAAUUGAGCAAGUGUCUUCUGCAGUGGCUUCCUCUGUUCUGGAUUGUCCUAGCUUCAUACCCCUUGGAAGUUGGAAGUCUGAAGAUGCAGAGGAGAUGGCUCAAGAAAAUGAUGGUUUUUCUGAGCAGGAGAUUCUUCCUCUGAAGCUCAUGUCAAGGCAUGUGGUUCCAAGCCCAAAACCAUCAACUUUUGCUAUAAUGGGUGCAGCUUAG
Prunus dulcis (almond) is the source of this 450-nucleotide messenger RNA. RefSeq names its product mitogen-activated protein kinase kinase kinase 17-like. Gene Ontology annotation, molecular function: protein kinase activity; ATP binding. The transcript has a single exon. Gene Ontology annotation, biological process: protein phosphorylation. The coding region runs from base 1 to 450 and encodes 149 amino acids. NCBI's taxonomy places the organism in Eukaryota, Viridiplantae, Streptophyta, Magnoliopsida, Rosales, Rosaceae. The record is from RefSeq and is a predicted model, not a curated record.